UUUUCCUUUAUCCUAAUGUAUACUAUAAAUAGUACAUCUGCUUAACAAGAUCCCUCUCCUCUUAGCUUUCAACAGCGCCAACAACACUAUACAACAUUCUUGAACAAAGAAAAUGAUCUACCCUUCAAACAUUAACCCUGAUUUCACAGAUUUCGGUGAAACUUUCAAAUUCGAUGAUUAUGAUGAUGACGCUUUUCAGAUGAUCAUGGAAGGAAUCAACCUCGGGGAUCACUCGCCCACUUUGAGUUGGACUUCAUCAGAGAAAUUACUGGCUACAGAAGUCGCAAGCCCGUUUCAAACAAGCCUAGCUACCUCGCCUAUUAGCUUUGAAAUAGGGGACAAAGAUGAGAAAAAGAAGAGGAAAAGACACAAAGAUGAUCAGGUUAUUCACGUGUUUAAAACGAAAUCAGUUAAAGAAAUUGCUUUAGAUGACGGAUACAAAUGGAGGAAGUACGGCAAGAAACCAAUAAGGGGUAAUCCAUUUCCGAGGCAUUAUCACAAGUGUUCGAACCCCAAUUGCAUCGUGAAGAAGAAGAUCGAGAGAGAUACGAGCAAUCCGGAAUAUGUAUUGACAACCUAUGAAGGGAGACAUAACCACCCAAGCCCGUCUGUGGUAUAUUGCGAUUCAGACGACUUUGAUCUUACCUCUCUCAACACUUUGUCUUUCCAGACACGUACUUAUAGUUAUUCACAUUCCGCUCCAUGACCAUACUUACAAGUUUGUGUAUAUAGAUGUGUAUAUAGAAUAUAUCAUCAUCGUAAUGUAUCCGCAUAUGCAUUGUUGUGUCGGUUUUGUAAUGUACUUAAUUGGGGUGGUGUGAUGGAAAUCAUUUUGUAUGAUACUUGUUUUUGCAUAUACUUAACUAUUUGCACAUGAGACAGACUAUUUUUGUUAAUAGUUUACUAAUGUGAAUCUCGUAAGGAUGGAUCUUAGCCGAAAACUACAUGAAUCUGAAGACCCGUUUAACACCCAAUAUGCACCUACCUGAAUUAUUACCAAGCAUGAAACCACCGUCACAAUUCACUACCCCUAGCAAAUCACCAUCCAGUUGUAUCUCACCUGAGUCGG
This is a messenger RNA of Brassica napus (rape), 1069 nucleotides long. Its product is annotated as probable WRKY transcription factor 59. NCBI's taxonomy places the organism in Eukaryota, Viridiplantae, Streptophyta, Magnoliopsida, Brassicales, Brassicaceae. Gene Ontology annotation, biological process: regulation of DNA-templated transcription. Gene Ontology annotation, molecular function: sequence-specific DNA binding; DNA-binding transcription factor activity. The transcript is spliced from 3 exons. The coding region runs from base 113 to 706 and encodes 197 amino acids. The record is from RefSeq and is a predicted model, not a curated record.